ACUUCUUGAGAUUGACAAGCAGAUCCCGCAAACCAAAAUAAAUUAAUAAAUUCACCCCAUGUACAUACCUUCUUCAAUAAAACCCUUUUCAAAGGCAAAAAUAAGAGAAAAAUUCACCACCAUCUUUUCUUCUGUUGAUAGAUAGGAAUAGAGACAUACAAGUAGAAAUAAUUUUUUUUCAUAUUUGUUAAUUUAAUUUUUUGUUUUUUUCCCUUUUUCAUUGAAAGCUGUAAGUAAAUUGCAAGCUCUUGCCAAGGAGGGGGGGCCAAAGAAGAGAAAGAAAAGAAGAAGCUGCGUGUAUCUAAAAUCAUAUAUGCUGGGUUGUGGUGACACAAGCGUCAGUGUCCUCGGAAGCAGCAGCGGCGGUGGCGGUGGCGACGUGGCUGCUGCUGCUGCUGUUGCUACCACGGUUAGCAGCAGCGGAGCUCUCGAUGGAAGGAGUGAAGCUGCUGCCAACAUGCUUGGCUCCAACGGCAAUAAUAACAAUAACAACAACAACACUAAUAAUAAUUCAGGUGACGAUGAUAGAGGUAGGGUUGAUGAAGGUGACCGCUCUUUCGGAGGCAACCGAUGGCCGAGGCAGGAGACUUUGGCACUCUUGAAAAUAAGGUCCGACAUGGAUGUUACCUUUCGUGACGCUAGCGUGAAGGGUCCAUUGUGGGAAGAGGUUUCCAGGAAACUAGCAGAGCUUGGUUAUCAUCGAAGUGCCAAGAAAUGCAAGGAGAAAUUCGAGAACGUGUACAAGUAUCACAAGAGAACCAAAGAUGGGCGAACUGGUAAAUCAGAUGGCAAGGCUUAUCGGUUUUUCGAUCAAUUAGAAGCCCUCGAAAACAUUUCUUCCAUUCAAUCGCCGGCUGCACCACCACCACCAUCACCACAAUUAAAGCCUCAACACCAAACGGUAAUGCCAGCAGCCAAUCCUCCCAGUCUGUCCCAUAUCACUAUUCCAUCAACAACACUCGCCAGUUUGCCACAAAACAUUGUACCACCAAAUGCAAGCUUUACAGUCCCGUCCUUCCCAUCAACAAACCCUACAAUUCAACCCCCACCACCCACAACAAACCCUACAAUUCCUUCUUUUCCUAACAUUUCCGCAGAUCUAAUGUCGUAUUCAACGUCUUCUUCGACCUCCUCAGAUUUAGAAUUAGAAGGCCGGAGGAAAAGGAAAAGAAAGUGGAAGGAUUUUUUCGAGAGGCUAAUGAAGGAGGUGAUUCAGAAGCAGGAAGAUAUGCAGAAGAAAUUCUUGGAAGCAAUAGAGAAACGUGAGCACGAAAGAAUGGUCCGUGAAGAUGCUUGGAGGAUGCAAGAAAUGGCAAGAAUAAAUAGAGAACGCGAGAUAUUAGCCCAAGAAAGAUCCAUAGCUGCUGCGAAGGAUGCAGCAGUAAUGGCGUUCUUGCAAAAAUUAUCUGAGCAGCGAAAUCCGGGGCAGGCACAAAAUAAUCCACUGCCGUCUCAGCAACCGCAACCGCCUCCACAGGCUCCACCACAGCCAGUACCAGCAGUGGCAACAGCAGCGCCUCCAGCCGCAACAGCAGCACCAGUGCCAGCGCCUGCUCCACCACUAUUACCGCUGCCAAUGGUGAAUUUAGACGUGUCAAAGACUGAUAAUGGCGAUCAAAGUUACACACCAUCAAGCUCUUCAAGAUGGCCUAAGGUUGAGGUUGAAGCAUUGAUUAAGCUAAGGACUAGUCUUGAUGCUAAAUACCAAGAAAAUGGUCCUAAAGGACCAUUAUGGGAGGAGAUAUCAGCUGCAAUGAAAAAGCUUGGUUACAAUCGCAACGCCAAAAGAUGCAAAGAGAAAUGGGAGAACAUAAAUAAGUACUUCAAAAAGGUGAAAGAGAGCAACAAGAAAAGGCCUGAGGAUUCAAAAACAUGUCCCUACUUUCACCAACUUGAUGCCUUAUAUAGAGAAAAGAACAAACUUGACAACUCCUCCAAUGAAUUAAAACCCGAGAACUCAGUCCCAUUGCUGGUACGCCCAGAGCAGCAAUGGCCCCCUCCUCCUUCGGAGCCCGAUGACCACCAACAUGAUCAUGCCACGGAAGACAUGGAAAGCGAGCAAAAUCAAGACGAAGACGAAAAAGACGGCGAUGAUGAGGAGGAAGAUGAAGGGGGUGACUAUGAGAUUGUAGCCAGCAAACCGGUUUCAAUGGGCACAGGUGAGUGAUAUCAGUGUCAGAAGCAAACCAGCUAGCACUGUCAAAAUUUCAAUGGCCACAUGUCAGGCAGAUAAAUGUCAAGAAGCAAUUCUUUUGAGUCGAUGUUCCAGCAGCUAUCUGCCCGGCUAGUGGGUCAGGAUCCGGCAACGGUGCAUUGGAGUGGAGGCAUUUGAAUUGAAUUUUUAUAGGUCAGUACACAUUGGUGGGGUUGUAGCAUGCAUAUAGUCAGUGGAAUUAUAUGUUUAUUUUCAUUAUUAUUUAUUUUUUUUGGCUAAAUAAAUAAGUUGAGAGGGAGAGGUAGAGAUAGAGAGUUUCAUAUCAUCCCACAUAAUAAACAGGAAAACAUAAAAGAGACUAGUACUGUUCAUGUUCAUGGUGGUGUAAAUGUUAGAAAUGGUAAUUUUCUUGCGUUUGUUUCUUUC
This is a messenger RNA of Theobroma cacao (cacao), 2581 nucleotides long. Its product is annotated as trihelix transcription factor DF1-like. NCBI's taxonomy places the organism in Eukaryota, Viridiplantae, Streptophyta, Magnoliopsida, Malvales, Malvaceae. The record is from RefSeq and is a predicted model, not a curated record.